Molecule: messenger RNA, 810 nt
Organism: Penicillium malachiteum
Lineage: Eukaryota; Fungi; Ascomycota; Eurotiomycetes; Eurotiales; Aspergillaceae
Product: SDR family NAD(P)-dependent oxidoreductase
Exons: 3
Coding region: 1-810 (269 amino acids)
Source: RefSeq, a predicted model, not a curated record
AUGUUGGUCAAACGUCUUUUUCCAGGUGUGGCCGUGGUCACUGGCGCUGGGGGAUCCGGUAUAGGAGCUGCUGUAGCUCGCGCUUUUGCGACAGCGGGAUGUGAGAGGAUCGCAAUCACAGACUUGAAUGAAAAGACGCUUGAGCAAACUAAGGAGGCUAUCGCCAUCGCCCACCCCAAUACCCAACUGCUUGCACAUCUUGGGAACGUAGCGGAUGACCAGUUCGCUGAAUUAUUUAUCGCCAAGGUCGUGAAAGCAUUCGGCCGAGUUGACUAUGCUGUGAAUUGUGCUGGUGUGCUAGGUUUACCCAUGCGAUCAGGGGAAACCAGCCUUGCCGAAUUCGAUCGCGUCAAUAAUAUUAAUUAUCGGGGGUGUUGGCUUUCUUCUAAAGCACAGCUCACACAAAUGCUUGCACAGGAUCCGCUUCCCAGCCAUGAUCCCAGCCGCCCACCACAGCGCGGUGCAGUGGUCAAUAUCGCAAGUCAGUUGGGUAUUGUCGGUCGGCCCAAUGCGCCUGCUUAUUGCGCGUCGAAAUCUGCAAUAAUUGGAAUGACUCGUGCGGAUGCGAUUGAUCAUUCCAAAGAUGGGAUCCGAGUGAACUGUGUCUGUCCUGGAGUUAUUGAGACCCCCUUGAUAAUGGAGAAAAAAGAAGUCCGGGAGGCCAUUACCCCUGCAGCCCAGAUUGCUCCAAUGCAACGAAUGGGAAAGCCCGCUGAAGUGGCUGAUGCGGCCCUUUUUCUUUGCUCAACCCAGGCUUCAUUUGUCCAGGGUCAUGCCAUGGUUGUGGACGGAGGGUACAUUACGGUAUAA